GCAGAAAGGUCAGCGAUGGCAGUGGUCCGGAAAUCCCGCCUCCCCGGGUGUCUGCUCACCCUCGUGCUCCUGCAGCUGCCCAAGCUGGAUUCAGCUCACUUUGAAGUGAUGGGGCCCCCGGAGCCCAUCCUGGCCAUGGUGGGAGCAGACGCCGAGCUGCCCUGUCACCUCUCCCCCAACGUGAGCGCCGAGCACCUGGAGCUGCGGUGGUUCCGACGGACGCCGUCGCCCGCCGUGUUCCUGUACCAGGCGCCGCAGGAGCGGGAGCAGGAGCUGAUGCCAGAGUACCGCGGCAGGGUGGCGCUGCGGCCCGACCAGGAGCUGAUGCCAGAGUACCGCGGCAGGGUGGCGCUGCGGCGCGACGACAUCGCCGCGGGGCGCGCGGCCCUGCGGAUCCGGGGCGUCCGCGCCUCGGACGAGGGCGAGUACCGCUGCUUUUUCAGGGACAACGCCAGCUACGACGAGGCCAUAGUGCACCUCCGAGUGGCAGCUCUGGGCUCCGAGCCUCACAUCACCAUGGAAGUUCAGGAGAGUGGCGAGGUCCGGCUGGAGUGCACCUCCGUGGGGUGGUAUCCAGAGCCCCAGGUGCAGUGGAGAUCUGCCAAGGGAGAGGAGUUCCCGACCACGUCAGAGUCCAGGAGUCCUGACGAGGAAGGCCUGUUCACUGUGGCAGCCUCAGUGACCCUCAGGGACAGCUCCAUGGACAGUGUGUCCUGCUGCAUCCGGAACCUCCUUCUUGGCCAGGAGAAGGAAGUAGGGGUUUCCAUUCCAGCUCCCAUCUCCCCCAGGCUGACUCCCUGGAUGGUGUCUGUGGCGGCCAUCCUUGUGGUCUUAGGGCUGCUCACCACUGGAUCCAUAUUUUUCAUCUGGAGAUUGUACCAGGAGAGACCCAGAGAGAGGAGGAGCAAAUCCAGCUCUACAGAGAAACUCCUGGAAGAGCUCAAUUGGAAAAAGGCGGCAUUGCAUGCAGUUGAUGUGACUCUGGAUCCAGACACAGCCCACCCUCACCUUUUUCUGUACGAAGACGCAAAAUCUGUUCGACUGGAGGAUUCACGUCAGAAGCUGCCUGAGAAUCCAGAGAGAUUUGACUCGUGGCCAUGUGUGCUGGGCCGAGAGGCCUUCACCGAGGGGCGGCAUUACUGGGAGGUGGAGGUCGGGGACAGGACCGACUGGGCCAUCGGCGUGUGCAGGGAGAAUGUGAUGAAGAAGGGGUUUGACCCCAUGACCCCUGACAACGGGUUCUGGGCUGUGGAGCUCUAUGGGAAUGGAUACUGGGCCCUCACCCCUCUUCGGACCCCUCUCCCAUUAGCAGGCCCCCCUCGCCGGGUUGGGAUUUUCCUGGACUACGAAUCGGGAGACAUCUCCUUCUACAACAUGACUGACGGGUCGCACAUCUACACCUUCCCUGGCAUCUCCUUCUCUGGCCCCCUCAGGCCCUUCUUUUGCCUGUGGUCCUGUGGGAAAAAGCCCCUGACCAUCUGCCCAGUGUCUGAAGGGCCUGAGGGGGUCACAGUCAUCCCUGAAGCCCAGAACCUUUCCAAGGACAUCCCACUGUCCCGUGUGGGGCAGGACUCUGCCUCUGGGGACACAGACACUCUCCGUUCUAAACUCAUCUCUUCCCAGCCCAGCCGAGGGGCACCUUAAGGCAUGACCCGCUCAGCCACCUUCCUGAGCUCCAGCCCCUCCUCCACCCUGGCAGCCCUUUGGUGGGAGCAGGGAGCAGGGCCUUCCCGGUCUGUUUCGGCACCAGUACUCGGGGGUGAGGAGCUGACUCCUACGCUGCUCCAGUGCUCUCCUAUCGCUGGAGACCAGAACCCGUGGGGAGGACAGCUCAGGGAGGGACAGGUCCACCCGUGGGUGUGGCAGAAACACUUGGCGUCCAGAAUAGAGGAACGGGUUUUAAGCAAGAAGAAAGCACAGGGGGUUCGGGAAAGAAAGAUCUUAGGCUAACAUCCAUAAAGAAGGUUGGAGGGGACAUGAUGGUGGAAGGAAAUGAGGCCAGUACGGUCCCUGCCCCUGGAUUUGCAGGUCUGUUUCUCACCUUUCAGGCUCCGCCCUACAGGAUAGAGGACCUACUUUUAUGGGGGUGGAGCUGUGGGAAAGGAGGAAGGGGAGGAGUUGAGAGGAGCAGGGGUGAGGGGUUGGGCAGAAGGUGUGACAGGAGGGAACUGGUAGACCAAACUCAGGCCUGUGCAUAGCCUCUGGCCCUGCUCCUCUCUGGGCACCCUCCUGAUUGGCCCUUGCCUGGGGUCAGACCAGACUCACCCUGUUGACUGCACAGGUUUCCCAAGCUCUUCUUUUUGAUGUAGACCCUUCUUCCAUGACAUGGCCACAUGAUAGACACUUUUCAGCCUUGUGCCCCGUCAGUCCUCACCUGUGUCCAAGCCCCACACACGCCUUUGGUCAGCGUCAGUCACCACCCAUUUCCAGCUGUGCCAGUUCCCACAGGCUGCCUGUCCUGGGGGUGCCCUGAAGGCUGCACCGUGGUGCUCAGUGCAGCUGGGAUAACCACGCCUGCUCCUGGUCCCCUGAGCAGGCUCCUGCGAGUGGCUUGUCUUGCCAAAGGGCUGCAGUUGUGUCCAGGUGCCGCCUCCCAUUUCCAUCUGUCUCUAGCUCCCAGCCUGAGCGUUGCCCAGGGUCCUUGUCUAAUAAAGAAGUCUGUGUA
Molecule: messenger RNA, 2665 nt
Organism: Marmota monax (woodchuck)
Lineage: Eukaryota; Metazoa; Chordata; Mammalia; Rodentia; Sciuridae
Gene: Btn1a1
Product: butyrophilin subfamily 1 member A1
Exons: 7
Coding region: 16-1644 (542 amino acids)
Biological process (GO): regulation of cytokine production; T cell receptor signaling pathway
Cellular component (GO): external side of plasma membrane
Molecular function (GO): signaling receptor binding
Source: RefSeq, a predicted model, not a curated record